Molecule: messenger RNA, 1610 nt
Organism: Trifolium pratense (red clover)
Lineage: Eukaryota; Viridiplantae; Streptophyta; Magnoliopsida; Fabales; Fabaceae
Product: probable polyamine transporter At3g13620
Exons: 1
Coding region: 84-1517 (477 amino acids)
Biological process (GO): transmembrane transport
Cellular component (GO): membrane
Molecular function (GO): transmembrane transporter activity
Source: RefSeq, a predicted model, not a curated record
GUGGCUUUCAUUCAUGCAUUGAAAGUUGAAACAAUAUAAUCUGCCAGCUACUAUCAUAUUCCUAUGUGAGUCAUCCAAACUAAAUGAUGGGAGAAGAAAAUCCUUCCACCGUCCCAACCACCACACCACCACCAAAAACAACCACUACAACCACCACUCCCAAAAAACUCACCAAAAAACUAACCCUAAUCCCUUUAAUAUUCAUCAUCUACUUCGAAGUAGCCGGUGGACCAUACGGUGAAGAACCAGCCGUUCAAGCUGCGGGUCCUCUUUUCGCCCUCCUCGGCUUCCUCAUAUUCCCUUUCAUCUGGAGCAUUCCAGAAGCUCUCAUAACCGCCGAAUUAACCACCGUUUUUCCCGGAAACGGUGGUUUUGUAAUAUGGGCCGAAAAUGCUUUCGGCCCAUUAUCAGGUUCUUUAAUGGGCACAUGGAAAUUCCUUAGUGGUGUAAUUAACGUAGCAGCUUACCCUGUUCUUUGCAUCGAUUACAUCAAAAAACUGUUCCCAGUUUUUGAAUCUGGUUGGCCUCGUAACCUUGCAAUUCUAGCUUCAACUCUUUUAUUGUCUUUUCUUAACUAUACUGGUUUAACUAUUGUUGGUUAUGUUGCUGUUGUUCUUGCAAUUGUUUCUUUGUCUCCGUUUAUUUUGAUGUCAUUCAUUGCUAUACCUAAGAUACAUCCACAUAAAUGGAUUAGUUUAGGUCAAAAGGGUGUUAAAAAAGAUUGGAAUCUUUUUUUCAAUACCCUUUUUUGGAACUUGAAUUUUUGGGAUAAUGUUAGUACUUUAGCUGGUGAAGUUGAAGAACCAAAGAAAACUUUCCCUUUGGCUCUUUUAAUUGCUGUUAUUUUCACCUGUGUUUCUUAUUUGAUUCCGCUGUUUGCUGUUACUGGAGUUGUUAAUGUGGAUCAGAGUCAAUGGGAAACUGGUUUUCAUGCACAAGCUGCUAAGAUUAUUGCUGGAAAUUGGUUAAAAAUUUGGAUUGAAAUUGGCGCUGUUUUAUCGGGAAUUGGUCUUUUUGAAGCCCAAUUAAGUAGCAGUGCUUAUCAAUUUUUGGGUAUGGCUGAAAUUGGAAUUUUGCCAAAAUUCUGUGGAGUUAGAUCUAAAUGGUUUAAUACACCUUGGUUGGGAAUUUUGGUUUCAACUUCGAUAACAAUUGCGGUUUCUUAUAUGAAUUUCACUGAUAUUAUUUCAUCAGCUAAUUUUUUGUAUAGUUUGGGGAUGUUAUUGGAAUUUGCUUCUUUUCUUUGGUUAAGAUGGAAGAAGCCAUUGUUAGUGAGACCUUAUAAGGUUCCAAUGAAUAUGCCGAUGUUGGUAGUGAUGUGUUUGGUACCAUCUGGUUUUCUGAUAUUCAUAAUGGCUAUUGCUACUAAGACUGUAUUUUUGGUUAGUGGUUUGAUGACUAUAGGUGGGAUUAGUUUUUUCUUUUUUAUAAAAUUGUGUAGGAUGAAGAAUUGGGUCAAGUUUGAGGUUAAAGAGGUAGAAGAUGAUGAUGGGUUGGAAGUUGAUCAUGCUUUAUGAUAUAAUCAGAAUUUAUAUGUAAUGUCUCUUUUAGUUUUUACUAUAUUGAACAUAUGUAAAUUUCAGAUUUUCAUCAGAGAUUGUGUUUGUGUA